Canariomyces notabilis is the source of this 572-nucleotide messenger RNA. RefSeq lists its product as uncharacterized. Lineage: Eukaryota; Fungi; Ascomycota; Sordariomycetes; Sordariales; Chaetomiaceae. Bases 40 to 429 code for a protein of 129 amino acids. The transcript has a single exon. The record is from RefSeq and is a predicted model, not a curated record.
GACACAUUCUUCUAUUAGUGCUGCGACAUCAAGAGAAAGAUGUCAGAACUCACCAUCGCACCUGUCUUGUACAACGCAGUUCAAGCCAUUGCAUGCCAUCGGUUCCAACACGAAGCAAGCACUCCUCUCCCAUCCGUCAUUCUUCUGCGCCCGUCCACCCGUCCGCCUUCUUCAUUGCCCUUCCCCAUUCCCCAGUCGGGGACCACCCUAACGCGUGACAGCUCAUACAUAGCCAGUGUGCAGCCUUUGUGUAAUAUUGAGGGCAUGAGUUUUAUUCAACUCGAUUAUCCAACCCCUCCCAUACGCAAACCCCGACUUGCCAAACAAACAGAACCCGCGAUAAAUAAAAGGGCACAUGGCUCUUGCUCGCACAACCCACGCCAAAUCAGAGCUGUUGCCGGUCUGCCUCGUCCCUACCCGGAUUCUUGAGAUCGGGCUGGUACGCAGAUGGUGGCGUUUUUCACACUUUUCCUCCUCGUCCCCGGGGUUUCCGAAGGCUGACACUAGCCUGAAGCUCACUCGGUCACAGGCUGACUUGUUGAAAUGUUGACUGCAUGUCGCCCAGUGUGUUG